Molecule: messenger RNA, 9693 nt
Organism: Centropristis striata (black sea bass)
Lineage: Eukaryota; Metazoa; Chordata; Actinopteri; Perciformes; Serranidae
Product: myosin-11-like
Exons: 43
Coding region: 262-6327 (2021 amino acids)
Cellular component (GO): myosin complex
Molecular function (GO): ATP binding; cytoskeletal motor activity; actin filament binding
Source: RefSeq, a predicted model, not a curated record
UUGUAUCUUGUUUGUUUAAAAUUAAUAAAACCAGAAUUCAGUGUGUCAUAGUUCACAGUUUGUUUGAUUUGUGCCGUCAGCAGGCCAGACGUCAAACCGAGGUCAGAGGUCAACCCGACUCCCAUCGUCCCAGCAAAGGCCGACCCAGUCCCCAGUGACCAUCCAGACGUCAGCUUCACCUGCACCACCUCUGAAUCUGAACCACCAGCAAUCCAUUUAGCACCUCAGAUCGACUCUGCCCCUAACGGUGACACGUCCGACAUGGCUGACCCGGCCGGUGACGACACCAAGUACCUCGCCCUGGAUAAUGACUUCCGCAACAGCGGGCUGGCCCAAGCCGACUGGGCGGCCAAGAAGAUGGUGUGGAUACCGUCGGAGAGGGAGGGCUUCGAGGCCGCCAGCCUAAAGGAGGAGAAGGGGGACGAGGUGGUGGUGCAGCUCUCUAACGGCCAGAAAAUCACGGUGAACAAAGACGACAUCCAGAAGAUGAACCCGCCCAAGUUCAGCAAGGUGGAGGACAUGGCCGCCCUCACCUUCCUCAACGAGGCCUCCGUCCUGCAAAACCUUCGGGAGAGAUACUUCUCCAGCCUCAUCUAUACGUACUCAGGCCUCUUCUGUGUGGUGGUGAACCCCUACAAGAUGUUGCCCAUCUACUCUGAGAAGAUCAUCGAGAUGUACAAGGGCAAGAAACGCCACGAGGUGCCGCCGCACAUCUACUCCAUCACAGACAACGCCUACAGGAACAUGAUGCAAGACCGUGAGGAUCAGUCUAUUCUCUGCACAGGAGAGUCUGGAGCCGGGAAGACAGAAAACACCAAGAAGGUGAUUCAGUACCUAGCUGUGGUCGCCUCCUCGCACAAAGGCAAGAAGGACGCCAACCCUGACUCUGCGGCGGUGGUGAAGCAGCAGGCGCAGCAGCAGCUGGCCUAUGGGGAGCUGGAGAAGCAGCUGCUGCAGGCCAAUCCCAUCCUGGAGGCGUUCGGGAACGCCAAAACCAUCAAGAACGACAACUCGUCACGAUUUGGAAAGUUCAUCAAGCUCAACUUCGAUGUGACCGGUUACAUUGUUGGAGCCAAUAUUGACACCUACCUGCUGGAGAAGUCUCGCUGCAUCCGUCAGGCCAACACUGAGAGAGCCUUCCACAUCUUCUACUACAUGGUGGCCGGAGCCAAAGACAAACUGAGAGAGGAGCUCCUGCUGGAGGAUUUCAGCGCCUACCGUUUCCUGGUGGCUGGUCACGUGGAGAUCUCCGGUCAGGAGGACGAUGAGAUGUUUGAGGAGACUCUGGAGGCCAUGGCGAUCAUGGGCUUCACCGAGGACGAGAGAAUAGGGAUGAUGAAGGUGGUGUCGACUGUGCUGCAGCUGGGAAACAUCAAGUUUGAGAAAGAGAGGAACAGCGAGCAGGCGACGCUGCCCGACAACACCGCUGCACAGAAGGUGUGUCACCUGCAGGGCAUCAACGUCGUUGACUUCACCCGCGCCAUCCUCACCCCUCGAAUCAAAGUGGGCAGGGAGGUGGUGCAGAAGGCUCAGACCAAGCAGCAGGCUGACUUUGCGGUGGAGGCUCUGGCGAAGGCGAUGUACGAGCGUCUGUUUCGAUGGAUCCUGGCCAGAGUCAACAAGACGCUGGACAAGAGCAAGAGGCAGUCGUCCUCCUUCCUCGGCAUCCUGGACAUCGCCGGCUUCGAGAUUUUUGAGGACAACUCCUUCGAGCAGAUCUGCAUCAACUACACCAACGAGCGCCUGCAGCAGCUCUUCAACCACACCAUGUUCAUCCUGGAGCAGGAGGAGUACAAGAGGGAGGGCAUCGAGUGGAACUUUAUCGACUUUGGCCUCGACCUGCAGCCCUGCAUUGAGCUUAUCGAGAGGCCGAACAACCCUCCAGGCAUCCUGGCCCUGCUGGACGAGGAGUGCUGGUUCCCCAAAGCCACCGACGUCUCGUUCGUGGAGAAGCUGCUGAACACGCAUACCGGGCACGUUAAAUUCUCCAAACCCAAACAGCACAAAGACAAACUGAUGUUCACCGUCAUGCACUACGCCGGCAAGGUCGAUUAUAACGCAGCUAACUGGCUGACGAAGAACAUGGACCCACUGAACGACAACGUGACGGCUCUGCUCAACAACUCGUCCAGCAACUUCAUCCAGGACCUGUGGAAAGACGCGGAUCGAGUCGUGGGUCUUGAGACCAUCACCAAGAUGUCGGAGAGCUCGGCGCCCACCAAGUCCAAGAAGGGCAUGUUCCGCACGGUGGGGCAGCUGUACAAGGAGUCUCUGGGCAAACUGAUGACCACGCUGCACAACACGCAGCCCAACUUCGUCCGCUGCAUCAUCCCCAACCACGAGAAGAGGGCCGGGAAGAUGGACUCCAACCUGGUGCUGGAGCAGCUGCGGUGUAACGGCGUGCUGGAGGGCAUCAGGAUCUGCAGACAGGGAUUCCCCAACCGCAUCGUGUUCCAGGAGUUCAGACAAAGAUAUGAGAUUCUGGCUGCGAACGCCAUCCCAAAAGGUUUCAUGGACGGGAAGCAGGCGUGCUGCCUGAUGGUCAAGCACCUGGAUCUGGAUCCGAACCUGUUCCGCAUUGGUCAGAGUAAGAUGUUCUUCAGGACUGGAGUCCUGGCUCAGCUGGAGGAGGAGAGAGACCUCAAACUCACCGUCAUCAUCAUCGCUUUCCAGGCGCAAGCCAGAGGUUUCCUGGCCCGCAAAGCGUUCAGUAAACGUCAGCAGCAGCUGACGGCCAUGAAGGUGAUCCAGAGGAACUGUGCCUGUUACCUCAAACUCAAGAACUGGCAGUGGUGGAGGCUCUUCACUAAGGUAAAGCCCCUGCUGCAGGUCACCAGACAAGAAGAAGAGAUGGGUCAGAAAGAGGAGGAGCUGAAGGCGGCGAAAGACGUGGCGGUGAAGGCCGAGGCCGAGCUGAAGGACAUCUCACAGAAACACACACAGCUGAUGGAGGAGCGGGUACAGCUGGAGACGAAGCUCCAGGCGGAGACGGAGCUGUAUGCCGAGGCGGAGGAGAUGAGGGUGCGCCUGGAGGCCAAGAAGCAGGAGCUGGAGGAGGUGCUGCACGAGAUGGAGUCGCGUCUGGAGGAGGAGGAGGAGCGCAGCAACGGUCUGCAGCACGAGAGGAAGGAGAUGGAGCAGCAGCUGCAGCUGAUGGAGGCCCACAUCGCAGAAGAAGAAGAUGCUCGUCAGAAGCUGCAUCUUGAGAAAGUUUCUGUGGAGGGAAAAGUGAAGAAGCUGGAGGAGGACGUUCUGAUCAUGGAGGACCAGAACAACAAACUGCACAAGGAGCGGAAGCUUCUGGAGGAGAGGAUGGCCGACAUGAGCUCCAACCUCGCCGAGGAGGAGGAGAAGUCCAAAAAUCUGAGCAAACUGAAGGCCAAACACGAGUCCAUGAUCUCAGACCUGGAGGUGCGUAUGAAGAAGGAGGAGAAGGGUCGUCAGGACAUGGAGAAGGCCAAGAGGAAGGUGGAGGCGGAGCUCGGCGACCUGCAGGAGCAGCACGCCGACCUGCAGAACCAGCUCGCUGAGCUCCGGGCACAGCUGGCCGCCAAGGAGGAGGAGCUGCAGGCCACACUGGCACGGUUGGAGGAGGAGAGUAACCAGCGCGGGUCGGCGGUGAAGCGAGUCCGGGAGCUGGAGGUUUUGAUCUCGGAGCUGCAGGAGGACUUGGAGGCGGAGAGGGCGGCGAGGGGGAAGGUGGAGGCGGCGCGGCGGGACCUGGGUGAGGAGCUGAACGCUCUCCGCACCGAGCUGGAGGACAGCCUGGACACCACCGCCGCGCAGCAGGAGCUACGAGCGAAGCGAGAGCAGGAGGUCGCCAUGCUGAAGAAAGCCAUGGACGACGAGGGGCGGAGCCACGAGGCCCAGAUCCAGGACCUGAGACAGAAACACGGCCAGGCAGUGGAGGAGCUCAGCGAGCAGCUGGAGCAGGCCAAGAGGGUGCGAGCCGGUCUGGAGAAAGCCAAGCAGGCUCUGGAGAAGGAGUCCUCGGACCUGAGCGCCGACCUGAGGUCCCUCGCCAGCGCCAAGCAGGACGUGGAGCACAAGAAGAAGAAGGUGGAGGGCCAGCUGAACGAGCUGCACUCACGCUUCAACGAGAGCGAGCGGCAGAGGACGGAGCUCGGCGAGCGGGUCUCCAAGACCACCAUGGAGCUGGAAAGCGUGACGAGUCUGCUGAACGAGGCGGAGGGAAAGAACAUCAAGCUGAGCAAAGAUGUCUCCGGUCUGUCCUCUCAGCUGCAGGACACUCAGGAACUGCUGUCGGAGGAGACGCGUCAGAAGCUGAACCUGUCGGGACGUCUGCGUCAGAUGGAGGAGGACAGGAACAGCCUGAUGGAGCAGCUGGAGGAGGAGACGGAGAGCAAGCGGGCGGUGGAGCGGCAGAUCUCCAGCCUCAACAUGCAGCUUUCCGACUACAAGAAGAAGCUGGACGAGACGUCGGGGACGGUGGAGCUGCUGGAGGAGGGGAAGAAGCGUCUGCAGCGCGAGCUGGAAGCCGCCAACAGCGAGUAUGAGGAGAAGGCUUCGGCCUACGACAAGCUGGACAAGAGCCGCAGCCGCAUGCAGCAGGAGCUGGAGGACGUCCUGAUGGACCUGGACAGCCAGCGGCAGCUCGUCUCCAACCUGGAGAAGAAGCAGAAGAAGUUCGACCAGAUGCUGGCGGAGGAGCGCGCCGUGUCUUGUAAGUUUGCGGAGGAGCGGGACCGGGCGGAGGCGGAGGCCAGGGAGAAGGAGACGCGGGUGUUGGCUCUGGCCCGAGCGCUGGAGGAGAACCAGGACGCUCUGGAGGAGGCGGAGAAGACGAUGAAGGUGCUCCGAUGUGAGAUGGAAGAUCUGAUCAGCUCCAAGGACGACGUGGGGAAGAACGUCCACGACCUGGAGAAGGCGAAGCGCGGGCUGGAGGCCAUGGUGGACGAGAUGAGGACGCAGAUGGAGGAGCUGGAGGACGAGCUGCAGGUGGCCGAGGACGCCAAGCUGCGCCUGGAGGUCAACAGCCAGGCGCUCCGGGCGCAGCACGAGAGGGAGCUGCACGGCCGCGACGACCUGGGGGAGGAGAAGAGGAAGCAGCUCCUCAAACAGGUGCGUGAGCUGGAGGCGGAGCUGGAGGAGGAGAGGAAGCAGCGCGGCCAGGCGUUGGGCGGCAAAAAGAAGCUGGAGGGCGAGCUGAAGGACCUGGAGGACCAGAUGGAGGCCACGGGCCGCGGCCGCGACGAGGCCGUCAAGCAGCUCCGCAAGAUCCAGGGCCAGGUGAAGGACCUGCAGCGGGACCUGGAGGACUCUCGUGCGGCCCAGAAGGAGGUCCUGUCUUCAGCCCGGGAGUCGGAGCGCAGGACCAAGGCCCUUGAGGCCGACGUGGUCCAGCUGCACGAGAUGUUGGCAGCUGCUGAGCGAGCUCGUAAGCAGGCGGAGACAGAAAGAGACGAGCUGUCAGAAGAGCUGGCCAGCAACUCCUCCGGAAAAUCUCUGCUGUCUGACGAGAAACGCCGCCUGGACGCCAAGAUCAGCCAGCUGGAGGAGGAGCUGGACGAGGAGCAGACCAACGUGGAGAGCCUCAACGACCGGCUGAGGAAGAGCCAGCAGCUGGUGGACCAGCUGGGGGCGGAGGUGGCAGCGGAGCGGGCGAGCUCUCAGAGCAGGGAGGGCUCCCGGCAGCAGCUGGAGAGGCAGAACCGCGAUCUGAAGGCCAAGCUGCAGGAGGUGGAGGGCCAGGGCCGCGCCAAGCUCAAGUCCUCCAUCACCGCGCUGGAGACCAAACUCAGAGAGGUUGAGGAGCAGCUGGAGAUGGAGAGCAGAGAGCGUCAGGCCAACGCCAAGAACCUGCGUCAGAAAGAGAAGAAGCUGAAGGAUUUAACAAUCCAGAUGGAGGACGAGAGGAAGCAGGCGCAGCAGUACAAAGACCAGGCGGAGAAGGGGAACAUCCGGGUGAAGCAGCUGAAGCACCAGCUGGAGGAGGCGGAGGAGGAGGCGCAGCGCGUCACGGCGGCUCGCAGGAAGCUGCAGCGUGAGCUGGAGGAGGCGACGGAGGCCAACGACGGGCUGAGCCGAGACGUCGCCUCGCUCAGGAGCAAACUCAGGCGUGGCGGCGGUGGUGGCGGUGGCGGGGAGGCGGUGUUCAGUAGCCCCCGUGGCGUCGGUAGCGUUGGUGGUGGCAGUGGCGGGCUGAGCAGCAGCAGCAUGAGGAGUCUGUCGCUGGGAGGCAGCGUCAGCAGGAGGAGCACCUUCAAGGAGAACUCGCUGGAGCUGCAGGAGGAGGAGCCUCCGUCCCGCUCGCCGUCUCCUCCUCCGGACGCCGGCGAGGACGACUACGGCCCCGACGACGAGUAGAUGAGAGCCGAGUAACGAGGGCGGGAAUGUUUUAACCUUUAAUUUAAAUUAUUCUACAGUUUAAGGAGUUUUAUUUUGACUUUAUCAUGAAGUUAUUACACAAGCAGUCCCAAAAAUAAUAAUAAUAAUAAUAAUAAUAAUAAUAAACUUAUUUGGUGUCAAAAAGUAAAAAUAUCCCACAUUAACAGCAACGUGUCACUCUGAUUUUACAUUUUUAAUAUGUUCAUUUAAUUAUUAUUAAUCAUAUUUUAAAUUUAAAAAUCCCUCAAAAUUUGUGCUGAACUUUCACAACUUUCUGUCAUUUUAAUAACAAAACUAAAAUAAUCGUUAAAUCACAGAAGGGAAUAAUUUCACCGUAUAACAAAUAAUAAUAAUAUUAAUAAUAGUAAUGUAUAAAAAUUAAAAUAUUUUUUUUAUAAUUUUUUCAAAAUUUAUGCUGAACUUUAGCAAUUUUAAAUAUUAAUUUAUUUGUAUUUGUCCUAUAUGUCAGAAAACUGAACUGACAUUUUCUUUCUGACAAAAAAGAAUCAAUUAAUCACAGAAGGAAAUCAUUUCCCCAUGUGAAAAAAUACUAAAAAAAAAAAAGUAAUAUGGAAUCCAAACAAUAAAUCCAAAAUUAUGAAAUUAAACAAAAAAAUAUAACUAAUAAUAGGAAAAAUAAUUGAAAAUAAAACCAGUAAUUAAUUCUCUACAUACGUGUUUUUAAUAUUAUUUUCCCACCAAAUUUAUGCUGAACUUGAGCAAUUUUGAAUAUUGAGUUAUUAAUUUAUUUUUAUUUGUCAUAUACGACAGAAAGCUGAAUAUAUUUGAAUGAAGAAUUGUAAAGAGUUUUUUUCACAACUUUCUGACAUUUAAAAACAAAAUAAUCGAUUAACCACAGAAGGGAAUAAUUUCCCUAUAUUAAAAAAUAAUAUGGAAUCAAAACAAUAAAUGAAAAAUCAUGAAAUGAAACAAAAAAAUCAAAUAAAUAAAUAAUGAUAUGAUAAUGAUAAAUAAUAAAAAAAUAAUUGAAAAUAAAAACAAGAAUAUCAUAGAAUCAUUUUUAAAUAUUAUUUUCCCUCAAAAUGUAUGCUGAACUUUAGAAAUUUUGAAUAUGAGUUUGUUAAUUUACUUUUAUUUGUCAAAUAUGACAGUAAACAUAAAUUUAUUUGAGUUUUUCACAGAACAAAAAGCAUUUUAAAGACAUCACGUUGGAAUUGUUUUCCACAAUUUUCUGACAUUUUUAAUAAUCUGAAUAGAUUUAAAAAUUAAAAUAUAAUAAAAAUAACAAUAAAAACAACAAAAAUAACAUGAGAAGUAAAAAAAUAAAAAUAAUAAAUGGGAAUAUAAAUCUGUGAGUUUAAAUAAUCUACAAUCGGUUUCAAAGUCUUUAAAGUAUUUAGUUGUAGCUCUCUAAAAUACAAUAAUCAUUUUCUUCCAAAGACUACAUUACCCAUGAGCCUCUGCUGCUUUCGCUGGGCAGAAAAAUUUAAAGCCGAGUUUUAACGUAUUCAGACACUUUUCAGCUGCAGUUAGACACAAAAUGUUGCUGCUGAAUGUAUUUAAAAUCUGAAAGUAAGAUGAUCCACAUCACAUGAUUUUAUUUUAUUUAUUUUAAUUAUCAGUGGAGAGUUUUAAUGAUUGCUGUGUUAAAUUGUUGGCAACUUUUCCAAAAAGUUCAGUUAACAAACAUCAAUAACAAACUGAAGUUUCCUGUUCCGUCCUGCUGCCUCUGCUCUUCUCUUUCUUUGAAAAAUAUAUUAUUUAUUAAAUCAGCAAAACACUGAAAUCUUGAACAGAAAUAUGAGGAAAUAUUAAAAAAUGUUUUGCUAAAAAAGUGCAUUUCUCAUAUAAUGUAAUAUUCACUUAUGCUAGAAAAUUCCCUUAAAUACGAAAUAAAAAUGUAGGGAUUAAAAGUUUGAUAAGAGGCUUUUUUUGUGACCUAAAAAAAAUAUUUUAAUAAUCUAAUAAUAAUUAGCCAACAGAUUUUUUUAACCAAUAAGAAUAAAUUCUGUGGCAUUUUAAAAAAACAACAACAUUUUAAUGACAAACAAACUUCAAAAUCAAAGUAACCUUAAAAUGAAUUGAUAAAGUCUCAGUCAUUCAGUCUCUCAGUUUACUUUUAAUUUCAAAUCUUCAACAAGAAAAUUCUCUGAACAGCCAAAAAGAUUUUAUUCCGUCCUGUGACUUAAAAUAACGUCAAUAAACUGCAAAAUUUGUUUAGACUUUAAACUUGUUUAUUCCAAAUUGUUUGACUUCAUUUGGGGGAAAUUAAUCUCAUUAUUUAAGAUUAUUAUUAUUAUUGUGUUCUGCAGCAUUCAGAGUUUUAAGGGUUUCAACAAGUUUAGAAAAACUAUUAUUUUAAAUGUUUGUGGAUUAAUAUUAACAUUUUAAUUUACAAUUUAUGUGAAUUUAAUAUAUUUACAUUUAUUUAUGUUGCAGGUAGAUCAAAGGAUUUUCCAAAUUAUAUAAAGUCAAUAAUCUCUUUCAGUUUGAGUCACAGAGCUAAAAAAAAAAAUUUUUAAAUUACAGUCAUUUAACAAAACUUUCUGAACAUUAAGAUGAAAAAUAUUACAUCAGCUGCAGACCCAAAAAAUAUUUUUUGCAAAAUAUUGUUUUGCAGGAAAAUUUUAAAUAAACAUUUUACUUUUCUUUAUUUAAAUGUUUAAUUUUGAGCAAGAAAAGAGUUGCUUCUGGAGAAAUGUUUAAUGAUAAAGAUUCUUUAUCAAACUUUUUUAAGUCAAAUUUUCUGCCAGUAAAUUAAAAUAAAAAUAAAAAGACCCUGUAAGUCAGAAUGUUAUCAAAAUAAUUACUUAAAAUCUCAAAAUUAGUCAAAAAUAAUUUCAUAAUGUCAUAAAUAUAUCCAAAUAAUUAAACUCCAAAUAAUUAAAUAGUUGUUUAAUAUAUGGCGAAAUAAUGACUAUAAAAUUAGUAACUAACUAAGAAAAGUAAUAAAAAGUUAUUUUUCUAAAAGUCACUUUGUAUCACAAAAACUAUUUUUCAGAAAUUUUCUCUUAAUUUUGAGCCACAAAGUAAUUAUUUUAAGAAAGUUUCGGAUCAUAACGACUGAAAGGACUUUAUUGUCUUUAUAUUUAAUUAGCAGGAAGUUUUGUUAAAUAACUUCAGAGUUUCUCAAAAAAUCGAGGGGUUCAUUUUCCGAAAAAGUGACGAGAAACAAACAAAAUGUUUUUAGUAUGUUUAGAGAGAAUCUGUUUAUUUGGAAACUGAAUGUAAAACUUUAUUUGUUGUUUAUUCGUUGCUGAGAUUAGGCGGUGUGAUUCAAACCUCACAGACACAAUAUAUGAUAUAAUAUUAUAUAGAAUAACUAUAAUAACAGUGAGAUGUUCAAUGACUUUCUGAAGUGAUAUUAAACUGAUAAUAAAUCCU